This is a messenger RNA of Anolis carolinensis (green anole), 3122 nucleotides long. RefSeq names its product diacylglycerol lipase beta (gene daglb). The transcript has 16 exons. Bases 187 to 2214 code for a protein of 675 amino acids. The record is from RefSeq and is a predicted model, not a curated record. Gene Ontology annotation, biological process: arachidonate metabolic process; neurogenesis; diacylglycerol catabolic process. Gene Ontology annotation, molecular function: triacylglycerol lipase activity. Gene Ontology annotation, cellular component: plasma membrane; cytoplasm. NCBI's taxonomy places the organism in Eukaryota, Metazoa, Chordata, Lepidosauria, Squamata, Anolidae.
UGUUUCUGUUCCAAGCCGUCGGAGAGAGGGACGCCGGGGAGGGGGGAUAGUGCGCAUGCGGGGAGGAGAGCGGGCGGCGCCGUGCGUCAUGACGUCAUGCGGUCAGUAGAAGAUGACCUGCUUCUGCGAGGGGCAGGUGGCGCGAGGCGGCAGGAGUUAAGGAAGAGCAUCUAGAAGGGCCCCACGAUGCCUGGGAUGGUCAUGUUUGGAAGGCGCUGGGCCAUCGGCAGCGAUGACUUUGUCUUCCCGGGAGCCUUUGAGCUCUUCAUCCGAUUGAUCUGGUGGAUUGGGAUUUUGGUGUUGUAUUCUAUUCACAAAGGACAAUUUAAUUGUGAUGGAGGAGGACUGUUGCACAGCUACCUUCUUGUCCUCCUUAUUCUCCUGGCGGCUGUAAUAUGUGCUUUAUCUUCUAUUUUGUACAUCAGCAUGCAAGGAACAAUUUCCAACCCUGGGCCAAGGAAGACUCUUCCAAAAUUGCUGUACCUGCGCCUCGGUCUUUUUUUGCCCGAACUGGUCUGGGCUGUUGUGGGUGCUGUCUGGGUCUCAGAUGGCAGAAUAAACUGUGAAAAGACAAUGAUCAGUGCUAUAUUUGGAACAGUCAUUGCCAGCUGGGUGAUCAUUGUCUUCACUGUGGUGGCCAUUGUGGUCGUCUUUGAUCCUCUUGGUGGGAAGAAGAUGCUCUACGUGGCUCACUGCCCCAACCGCAACCUGGAGAGCAGUCAGUCCGACCAGCUCUUUUACAAUGUCAAGAAGACAGCAACUCGCGUCUGGGAGAAAAGAAUCCGCUUGCUGUGUUGCUGCAUCGUGCAGGAUGAUGACCACCGAGUGGCUUUUACAAGCAUCGCUGAGCUUUUCCGCAGCUAUUUUGCAGAUACUGACUUGGUGCCUAGCGAUGUGGCAGCAGGCCUGACUCUGCUUCACCAAGAGCAAGAUAAAGUGGAAAACUGCCCUAAAGAGCCUGAUGAUGUUCUCACGCAGUCGCCACUGUCUCCUGUGGCAAAUGAUUUGGAUGAAGAACUGGAAAAUGCUGCUCAUUAUAUGAAGUUUGCUGCGGCUACCUAUGGUUGGCCCUAUUAUAUCAUGACAAACCCUUUUACAGGACUCUGUAAGCUUAAAGGUGACUGCUGCAGAAGGAGCCCAGUAGAGACGGAUAUCAUCGGUGAUGACCGUUUCAACAUGCAUUUUGGAUCCAUCUUAAAAAUGACAGGGCUGCAAUACAGAGAUUUCAUUCACAUCAGUUUUCACAAUAAGAUUUAUGAGAUACCGUUCUUUGUUGCUUUGGAUCACAAAAAAGAGGCCAUUGUUGUAGCUGUGAGAGGAACCUUGUCAUUUGAGGACGUCCUCACAGACCUGUCAGCGGAUUGUGAAAAUUUAACUUUAGAAGAUGUCCUGGAAAACGGUCUUGUACAUAAGGGGAUAACCCAGGCUGCCAACUACAUUUACCAGAGACUAAUCAACGAUGGCAUUUUGAACCAAGCCUUCACCAUCGCUCCUGAAUAUAAACUGGUUGUCGUGGGACACAGUUUAGGAGGAGGAACGGCCUCCAUAUUGGCGAUCAUGCUCAAAAACGCUUUCCCAAACCUGAAGUGUUAUGCUUUUUCUCCACCAGGAGGUCUGUUAAGUAAAUCGCUUGCGGACUACAGUAAGCAGUUCAUUGUUUCCAUCAUUCUUGGAAAAGACGUCGUUCCAAGGUUAAGUAUGCCCAACAUGGAAGACCUGAAGAGAAGGAUCAUUAGAAUUGUGGCCAACUGUAACAGACCCAAGUAUCAGAUCUUGCUGCACGGCUGUUGGUACGAAGUGUUUGGAGGGGAACCGGAUAACUUCCCCACUGAACUGGAUGGUCGGAACGAGGUAGCUUUGGCUCAGCCUCUCCUGGCCGAAGAAAGCCUCAUGGUCCACCGGUCACCUUCUUACAACAGUCUGGAUGACGACUCACCUUUAAACUCUCCACCUCAGUAUCCUCACCUCUUUCUCCCUGGGAGAAUCAUUCACAUUGUGGAGGAAAACAGCACAAGAAGGUGGUGCACUUCAGACGUCAGGUACACUGCCAACUGGUCAAAAGAAACUGCCUUUGGUAACAUUUUAAUCAGCCCCAAGAUGUUGACGGAUCACAUGCCAGAUGUCGUCCUCAAAGCCCUCAACAGUCUUAUUGAAGCCAACACGUCUUUCCUUUCCUGUCAAGCACAAGGAGACUCAUCUGUGAACAUUGUAUAACUGUAGACUUAGGGAAACAGCAGCCAUGUAUCUGUUUGUGAGAGCAGCAGCCCCUCUGUACUGAAAUCAUGCCUAACAUAGAGGUUGAAGCUGUGUUUUUAUAAUUCCCAGGAUGACGAGCACACAACACUUCACGCUGUGGCUGGCGUUGUGGACUGUUCAAUGUAUCAUGUCAUUUUGAAGAUGACACCCUUCAGUUUCACUGGAGCAAAGGAGCCAAUCGUGGAUUUUAAGCAUAAUCCAGAGCUCUGCAGGAGUGAAUUUGAUGAGCGGGAAGCUAGAAAAGAGUGGUUACAGUGGACUCCGGACUUCGCUUUGAGGCAGUUGUGAGGCAGAAGGCAUUGGGCCUCCUUUCAUUUAUGCUUCCCUGAUAGAACUGGACAGGCCUGCAGGUUUAAUAGGUGCUUGUCAACAUGGAAAUAAAAAACCACUAACAGGGAAAGAACAUUUAAAUUCAAGACAACUCAUCGACUGCCUGGAUAGACACAAAGGUCCUAGUAAGGUGAGCUGGGCUUUGCGCCUUUCAUUGCACUAUCAUGGAUGUUAGGAACGUUUGGUUUACUUUCCUGCUUAAGUAAUACUUGGGAUACAUAUGCAAUACUUGUGAUUUUUGUUUACAGGUCUUCAGCCCUGAUAAAUACAUAUUUAAUUUUAAAAGGGUUGAAACCCCUUAUUCUAAGCAGGGAUGUGCUUCAUGAGGAGAACCCCGAAGAGCUUAGUCUAAUCAAAACUUUGUGGUUUUAAAAGCAUUUCAUGCCCAUGUACAGUGAAAAUGUGUGUGUACGGGAAACAUUCUCAUAAUGAAGAUUAUUUAUUACUGGGACUUAAGCCAUUUUGUGGUGGCGCUAGAACUAUGGUGUGAUAAAAUGUUCGUAAGACUUUUUCUGUUUUUAAAAUCAAAAUGAUGA